Messenger RNA from Hyphopichia burtonii NRRL Y-1933, 2048 nucleotides. RefSeq lists its product as uncharacterized. Lineage: Eukaryota; Fungi; Ascomycota; Pichiomycetes; Serinales; Debaryomycetaceae. The transcript has a single exon. Bases 1 to 1998 code for a protein of 665 amino acids. Gene Ontology annotation, cellular component: mating projection tip; Rvs161p-Rvs167p complex; actin cortical patch. The record is from RefSeq and is a predicted model, not a curated record. Gene Ontology annotation, biological process: plasma membrane tubulation; endocytosis; actin cortical patch localization. Gene Ontology annotation, molecular function: lipid binding; protein binding.
AUGUCGGUGGAACAUAUGAAGUCCAACUUGAGUGGGUUUGGCUCUUCGGUCAAGCACCAUGCGGAUUCUGCAUUGAAAACUACUGGAUCCACUUUGAAACAUACCGGAUCAACUUUGAAAUCUGGUGGAGCAUCAGUCAAGAAGGGCCUUGAGCAACGAAUCCAUAAAAACGAUGAAGAUUUGAUUGAGCAUUAUCGUCAGGAUAUAAAACGCACCUCGAAGGCAUUGAAGUAUCUUCGUAAGCAAUCGGAGCAGGUUGCCAAACAUCAUUGGCCCCGGGUUUUCAAGGCUAAUAUAACUAUUACUAGCCAAUUUCUAGAAGUGAUUGGGGAAGAUUCACUUCAAUUCGAGGGAAUUGAAGAGUACUAUCAUGAGUUUGAUCUUUUGCAAACAGAAACCGAAGUCCCCAUUGUCCAUCCAAAGGAACGUCAAGUGACAAUAUCCAGUGUUCAUCAUGAAUUAACAAACUAUCUUCAGUCUUUGAAAUUCUUGGAGAUGAAGAUUCUUAAUGAAGCAACCUGGCAUGCUAAGUCAAUUGGCUUGAGAAUAGAACAAAUGAAUAAGCACUUACGGGACAUGUUGAAACUAAUUAAAAAGAGAAAUGAAAAGAAGUCUCAUUAUGAUAAAAUCCAUAAACGAAUUAAUAAGCUAAUGAAAAAAUCAUCUCCAUUAGAUGAAAAAGAACAGAAGGAAAUGAGUAACUUAGACUCUGAGUUGAAGGUUGCUUCCAAAGAAUUUACCACCUUAGACGAUAAGUUGAAAUCUAUUUUACCCCAUGCAUUUUCAUUCUUGGAGGAGUUCAUUGAAAACCUUACUCAGAUGAUUGUCCUAAAACAAUUGGACAUCUUCAAAGAGAUUGAUUCAACUUUGAGAUAUUUCUCUAUAUUUCAUGGGUUUACGAAUUUGAAAUAUCAGGAUCAUAAAGAUGAUUUGAUCCUGACGUAUGACGCAAUUGUUAACCAAUGGGAAACGGUAAUGACCCCUACCAAACUCCAAUUAGAGUCCUUCAUUACCAUUGUUAAUAACAAAAACCCUGACUUAAUCGAUGAAGAAAUUAAUGACGAGAAGAAAACUCUGGCAUCAGAAAAAUUCUUAUCUAAAAUGAAUUCCAAGUGGAAUGAUAGAUCUCAUAAAUUAAAACCAAAAGACGAAGCAAAUGGUGUAUUCGCCGAUUACCUUACUGCUGAUCCUUUGGAUAGCUUCUUAAAGUAUGAAAACCCUAAUUACAAUCGAUCUGAAACCUACCAUCCCUCUAGAGUUUUACUGAUUGAUGAGGUAGUUGUACCAGCUCCAAUUUCUCCAAAAGCACCACCAUUACCUCCCAGAUCAAACACUGCUGAUACUGCUAAAGCUUUACCUGCUAUUCCUGGUAGACAAGCUAAUGACCCACUUCCUCCAUUGCCUCCAAGAAAACUGGGGAGUUCUUUACCACCAACUCCAAAACUCUCUCUCUCCAGAAAAGAUUCUUCUGAUUCGUUCGAGUCGAUUCGAUCUGACGAUCUGGAUUCAUCUAUCCUCUCUGAUGACUCGUCCAAUCCUUCGACUUUGAACAGUACGGUUUUACUCGAAAAUUCAUCUCCUGAUUUGGUUAAUAAAUCCAUUAUUAAAGUUUAUAAUUCUGCUAAAAAUGAAAUAAAAGAAGCACCAAUUACUAGCACAAAUCCAGUUUAUGAUCAUAUAACUCCAAAUCAUAGUGAUCUUUUCGAAAAGACUUCUUCCAUUACUUAUAGAUUGAAUCAUGUUAACUCAUUUUUCGACAAACUCAUCACUAUUUCCAAUUCUGCAUCAGUCCAACGAGAGGUUCUCGAAGCCAAAUACGAUUUCAAAGGCGAUGAGCCGGGAGAUAUGUCUUUUAAAAAAGGGGAAAAGAUUGAAAUCUUAUUUGAUUUCCAAUUGGUGGAUACCUUAUACAGUCGUGAUAAUAAAAACUGGAUGAUUGGUUAUAUUCCUUCCGAGGAAUCGCCUAGAGUUGGCUUUGUUCCUAAUAAUUAUUUUUAAACGUCUUGACGCUGUAUAUAUAUUCUUAUGUAUUUUAAUAUACCUAAUCU